This is a messenger RNA of Pneumocystis murina B123, 1197 nucleotides long. Its product is annotated as DNA-binding protein, 42 kDa. Bases 55 to 1191 code for a protein of 378 amino acids. The record is from RefSeq and is a predicted model, not a curated record. Lineage: Eukaryota; Fungi; Ascomycota; Pneumocystomycetes; Pneumocystales; Pneumocystaceae. The transcript has 5 exons.
GACAAUAUUUAGAGAUACAAAAUUAGGAGGGUUAAGGACAAAUAUUUUGAAAAAAUGAAGUCGGAAAUAGCAGAAGAUUCACUUGAGAAUCCAGAUACAUUAACAAAAUACAAAAGCGCGUCGGAUAUUGCACAAAAAGUGCUUGAAAAAAUCAAAAAAAAAUGUAUUGAUGGAGCAGUUAUUCUAGAUCUUUGCAAAGAAGGAGAUAUGCUGAUUGAACAAGAAACAGCAAAAAUUUUCAAAGAUAGAAAGAUUAUGAAGGGUAUUGCAUUUCCAACAUGUAUUGCUCCGAACGAAAUUGGGGCAUAUUUCUGCCCGUUAGCAUCAGAUCCAGAGUCAUAUAGAGUGCUUCAAAAAGGGGAUUUAGUGAAAAUUUCACUGGGUGUUCAAAUCGAUGGUUUUGCAGGACUUCUUGGAGAUACAAUAAUAAUUGGUAAAGAAGAUAUAGAGGGACGAAAAGCAGAUGUAUUAAUGGCAACAUACUUGGCAUCAGAAGCAGCCAUCCGUCUAGUAAAACCGGGGAAUACAAAUUGGGAAGUAACAGAAGCGAUUGAUAAAAUUACAAGUAGUUUUGGAUGUAAACCAUGUGAAGGAACUUUAACAUAUCAGCAUGGAAAAAAUAUAAUCAAUGGAAAAAAGCAAUUUAUUCUAAACCCUAGCGAGAAUCAAAGAAAACAACUUGAUACAUAUACAUUUGAAACGAAUGAAGUAUAUGGAGUUGAUAUUUCGGUAUCUACAGGUGAUGGAAAAAUACGAAGAAUGGAGACACGCGCCAACAUUUUUAAAAAAACAGAUGUAACAUAUUCAUUAAAAUUAAAAGCCUCUAGAAGGGUUUUUACAGAGAUUCAAAAGAAAUUUGGCCCAUUUCCAUUUACUAUACGAGCUUUAGAAGAUGAAAAAAGAGCACGCAUGGGUAUUAUGGAAUGCACAAACCACAAUUUAUUUUCACCAUACGAAUGCAUGUAUGAAAAAGAAGGGGAAUAUAUAGCACGUUUUUUCACUACAAUUGCAUUGACAAAAAAUGGCACACUUAAACUUGCAGGUCCAACAGCUCCUAAUAUAAACCAAAUUAAGACAGAAAAAAGACUAGAAGAUAUGGUAUUAUACGAUCUAAUAAAAACACCGCUAAAGAAAAAAAAAACAUCUUCUGUACUAACAAAAGUCACAUUAACGGAGCCAAUAUCAACUUAAGACAAC